AGUGUGUGCGCGUGUGCGCUGGCACUUUGACACCCGAACGCAUUUUGCUCAGACAGGCAAGCACGAGAGACCAGUCUCAUUAAAAUCUCGUCUACGGACCCUCCGCUGGUCGUGAGCGUCAUUACGCUACAACCACAUUCCCCACGGCGCUUUUGCUGCUGCUGCUGCUGUCGACGGAACCCCAAAGGCGCACACCGUGAGACGUGCGCUCAAAAAGGUGCGAGAAGGACAGGCCAGCCGCUUGGGGACAAUGGGACCGUCCCCGCGCUGUUAAACCAGGCAGACAAACACACAGGAGGCGGCAUGACCAGAACUGAGGAGGUCUGAACUUUGACUGAAUCCGCUGUGAUCUGGAUUAACUGCGACCGCAUCUGACCGGUCAGAAGAAGGGGAAAAGAUCAGAUCAGAUUUUUUUUUUUUUAUCAACGUGUCAAGUUAAUAGCUAAUCCACACUAUGGCUCCUGGAGACCGCCGUCUGAGAACCUGGCAGGUGCUACUGACCAUCUCCUUGCUCAUCAUCCCUCUGUGUGCACAUAACGGGCGGCACUCACUGGCCAGACGGCAUCCUCACCACAACCACUCAUCUGUCCACAAGGAAGCCUUGGACACCAGAAUGGUUCUCAGUGAUGACUCAGCAGAGAGAGAGCAUCUGAUUGGGGCAGGAAUUGGCGCCAGGCUCCCGCUCAGCUCCGCCAGACAUCACCACUCUCACAAACGCCACCACUUGGAUUUUGUAGAGGAGGACCAACAUGGGGAGGAACUAACAGCUGGGGGGGCGGGGGCAGGACCAGACCAUCCCAGUAACCCGUUAUCUGAUGACGUUAUCACAGUGGCGUUUCACAGUCCAGCUCCAGAUGUUGUGCCCUCUGAUGUCACUCUGGAUUGGACGAAAACCCCCAAAGCUCAAAAGCAGAAAGGUGGAGACCCUGAUAAGUGGGCCAUAAACGAUUAUUACGACUACCUGUCUUCUGACAAUGACGUCUCAGCAGUAGAUACUACUCCAGUACCUGAACCAACCCCUUCACCUCCAGCGGACAUGGAGGAUGAGAAUCCACUCUUGGCAGGUUCCCCGGCGAUCCGCAAAGAUAUAAAGCCAAACGUCAGUGGUGGGUCAGCUUUACCAGCUCCUCCUAUGCAGGGACUAGACAACAAUGAUGGAGUGGGUAUAAGUGGGGCCAUGGGUGCGGAUGGCUGCAGGCUGGGCUUUGUGCUGUCUGGACCAGGAGUUUGUGUUUCUCAGUGUGAUAUUGAACCUAACUUUUGCUUCAAUGGUGGGAUGUGCACCGUGGUGGCAGGAAUGGGAGCCUUCUGUAGGUGUAAUGUACAGGACUACAUCUGGAAUAAAGGCCUGCGCUGUGAAUGGGCCGUGACGGAGUUUCAGGUGCUGUGCGUGGUGGUGGCAGUGGCGUCUUUCGUUGUCCUCCUGCUAUUCAUGAUUGUUGUCUUCUUCGCCAAGAGCCUGUACCGCCUCAAAAACGAGAACAUGCGCCUCCGCAAACGCAGUAAGUACCGCCCCCAGAGCACAGAGCCCCAGACGGAUGGCCUCUCGGUUUCGACGACAGCUGACGGCUCGCAGCCAAAUGUAAGGAAACUGUGUGACACCCCUCCGCCUGCCCCCCAAGCUCAUACUCACAACCUGGCGUACUAUGACAACAUUAUCUGUCAGGAUGAACCACAGAAGAAGGAAAACCAAGCCAAGUCUCCUCAGCCCAAGGAGGAGGGGUCUAUGAACAUCCUGAACUCCCACUCCCCGAAACAUGAGAACAACCGCCCUGACUCUGCAGUCCAUGGCCACACCCCCAACAACACAGAGGAAAAUGCAGAGGUAAACAUGCUCCAGAACAACCUGGUGUAGCGCCAGCACAUGAUUAAGUGUGCAGCUGUUGAAUCAAACAAAAAUAUUUUACGCAGAGCUCUUAGGAAAAAAAAAAAUGUUUACACCUUGCAAAGUAAGAUUUUCUAAAAGGACCUAGUAAGAUCUAAAGUUAAAAGUGAGCACAACACAUAUUUAUAGUUCCAACGAGAGAAGCACAAUAGUUCUGUUUACGCGGCUGCCAUGCUCACACCGAUCACACAGUGGCCCCGCCGCCUCAUUUCCUCCUCCUACCUGCCUUUAAUGCUGGACUAAAAUCUCUGGCUCGGACCAACUACUGACUGACUGUUCGCUCUACUGAUGCUCUGCCUUGGUCUUUUGGCCAAUGAACUUCUGCAUUGUCUUUUCCCCUACCCUUCUCUUCCUUUCCUCCUCCCCGCCUCUGCCUUUCCCCACCUAAGUGUGUCUCUCUGCCCGCAUGCAUUGGUGUUAUCAGCAAAAAAAAGUGUCUGAAAAACAUAUAAUUUGAAAAAAAAAAGGAAAUUAUGUGGAAAUAAAGUGAAUCUGUAUUUGCAAACGUUUAAUGUUCAACAUUUUGAAAAUAAGUGGAUAUGUCUAGAUUACAUGAGGAUAAAGUAACUGCUUGGAGUUGAUAUUUGAAUCUAUAUGCAUAUAUUACACACGCUGUGUCUUGGUUUUCAAUGUGUUUUGCUAUCUUUAAUGUACUUGAUAUUCUUUUUUACUUUUUUGGCUAUUCAUGGAGGGUUACAGUUCACGGUUGUUGGAAUAAAUCUUUUUAAUUCUA
This is a messenger RNA of Girardinichthys multiradiatus, 2618 nucleotides long. Its product is annotated as chondroitin sulfate proteoglycan 5-like. Gene Ontology annotation, biological process: nervous system development. The transcript is spliced from 5 exons. NCBI's taxonomy places the organism in Eukaryota, Metazoa, Chordata, Actinopteri, Cyprinodontiformes, Goodeidae. The coding region runs from base 455 to 1855 and encodes 466 amino acids. The record is from RefSeq and is a predicted model, not a curated record.